Myxocyprinus asiaticus (Chinese sucker) is the source of this 2665-nucleotide messenger RNA. It is a transcript of the gene ppp2r3b, whose product is annotated as protein phosphatase 2, regulatory subunit B'', beta. Lineage: Eukaryota; Metazoa; Chordata; Actinopteri; Cypriniformes; Catostomidae. The record is from RefSeq and is a predicted model, not a curated record. Gene Ontology annotation, cellular component: protein phosphatase type 2A complex. Gene Ontology annotation, biological process: protein dephosphorylation. Gene Ontology annotation, molecular function: protein phosphatase regulator activity; calcium ion binding. The coding region runs from base 159 to 1910 and encodes 583 amino acids. The transcript is spliced from 14 exons.
CGCGAUACAAACUUUUCCCGGUUACCUGAGGAAACGAGAGUUUGUUUCAAAGUGCAACUCAGUGAAUGAACAACAACAAAGCUUACCCCAUAAACAACAGGUUUUUUUUUUAUUUAUCUUUUUGGUGGGGAAUCUUGGCUGUAUGAAGCAAAGCAGAAAUGGCAACACCACAAACACUUCAGCCUGUCCUGAAGAUGAAGGUCGACGAGCUCUUCCUCUUUUGGUUGAGUGAGCCGAGCACUCAGGCGAUGCUGAAAGACUACCUGAACAAAAUCAAGAAUGGAGAAGAAAUAGAACUAAGCUGUGGGGAUUUCCAGACCAGGAACACUCUUGUGUUAACAGAAAACAACAACAACAACAUUGCAUCAAAGAUUAAUGCGACAGAGAAACUGAAUGCGGCCCUUGGCACCCCGUGCAGCCCCCCAUCAGCCACGCUGCCAUCUGCGAGUGGCAGCAAUAACAGAGCAGGACUAAACGCAAGGGCCCUGCGACGCUCUGUCAGCACUAAGAAGGAGGCACAGGCUAAGAAAGAGGAGCCCGUUACACCAGCCUUAAGUGAAAGCAUUCCAAAGUUUUACUUCCCCCGAGGACAGCCCCAGGCCAAUAUCAACAUUGACAAACUAAUUUCCAAGAUAGAAAAAAUAUUUUCUCAAUUUCCUGAUGAAAGAGUCACUAUUAACGACAUGGGGCUUGUCGCCAAGGCCUGCGAGUGUCCACUCUAUUGGAAAGCUCCAUUGUUCCACGCUGCCGGAGGAGACAGGAGGGGAUAUGUGUCCGUUCAUAAGUUUGUGGCAAUGUGGAGAAAAGUGCUUCAGACCUGUCAUGAUGACGCAUCCAAAUUUCUUCACCUUCUUGCCAAGCCUGGCUGCAAUUAUUUGGAACAAGAAGACUUUAUUCCAUUCCUGCAGGACGUGGUGGACUCUCAUACAGGUCUGGCGUUUCUAAAGGAGGCUUCAGACUUUCAUUUACGUUACAUUACCACAGUUGUCCAAAGGAUAUUUUAUAAUGUAAACCGCUCAUGGACGGGAAAAAUAACAUGUUCAGAACUUAGAAGAAGUAGUUUUCUGCAGAAUGUGGCACUACUGGAAGAAGAGGAAGAGAUUAACCACUUGACCGAAUUCUUCUCUUACGAACAUUUCUAUGUAAUUUACUGUAAGUUCUGGGAGCUGGACACAGAUCACGACUUGUACAUAGACCAGAGAGAUCUGGCCCGGCAUAAUGAUCAAGCCAUAUCCACCAGAAUGAUUGAGAGAAUAUUCUCAGGAGCUGUAACCAGAGACAGGAAGAUUCAUAAAGAGGGCAGAUUAAGCUAUGCUGACUUUGUGUGGUUCCUCAUAUCUGAGGAGGACAAAAAAACUGAGACCAGCAUCGAGUACUGGUUUCGCUGUAUGGACCUGGAUGGGGAUGGGGUGCUAUCCAUGUAUGAGCUUCAGUACUUUUACCACGAGCAGUGUCAGAAGCUGGAUACUAUGGCCAUUGAGCCACUGCCUUUUGAGGACUGCCUGUGCCAAAUGUUAGACCUGGUUAAGCCAGAAAUUCCAGGAAAGAUCACCCUCAGGGACUUGAAGAGAUGUAAACUUGCACAUAUAUUCUUUGACACAUUGUUCAACAUUGAGAAAUACCUGGUCCAUGAACAAAGGGAUCCUGUUCUGGCUGCAAGGGAUGCUGAGAUACUAGGACAAGAGAUUUCUGACUGGGAGAGAUAUGCUGCUGAGGAGUAUGAUAACUUGGUGGCUGAGGAAACUGCCAAUGAGCAGUACAAUGACGGCUAUGAAAAUGCUUUACAACCAGUUGACCACAUUCCAUGUACUUUUGACCUGCACAAUGAGAAGAGACCUCUCUUUGAAAUCCCCAACCCUCACUGUAACCUGGACCUGGAUGAAUAUGAAUACGAGGACGAUUUCGAAUGACAGCCGGCAACCCUAUACCACAAGUAAUCAGAGAAAGGCCACCCUCUGGUAGUGUGUAGAACGGGACGUGGACAGAGCCUGCUUUCAAAGACUGGUGCUGUCUGUAAGGAUAAACUGUCUCCCAGCUGCUGGAUGCCAAACAGUAAACCAGCAUUCUAGUGAGACUUAGCAAGUCGGGUUGAGCUAGCAGAGUAUAUCUGUCAGUCUGACAUCUGUGCACCGCCAGGUUUCUAAAACAAAUAUAGAUGCCCUGUAGGUUUCAUAUAACUAUACUGGAACCUAACUAGGACAUUAAAAGUACACUUGAAAUAUUGAAUGUGCACUAAGAAUUUGUUUUUUUGUUUUUUUACACUUAGAACUGGCUAUUAAGACAUUCCAGAGAUUAACCAAAGUGAUUUCAGAUGUUCACCAGCUUGAUUUCAUGGAUGGCUUAUUUCUCAUGGAGCUGUUGUCUACAUGCCUUAUUUGAGGGUCACAAUUAUAUGAAAUAAUGCAGUAAUCAGACUCUGACAUUUUACUGUGUCUGUGUGAGAGGUGUUUCUAAAUUAUAAUGUAUUUAUAAUUGUACAUAUUUGUGUUGUGCUUGCCUCCUGUUUGUUCAAAACCUUUAAGCUUAGUCCAGGUAAAUGUUUUCAACAAAUCAUGUUUGUGUGUGUAUAGAAGUGCUUCCUAUAACAAUGUACUUUUUUUUUGUUGUUGUUGCAAAAUAUGAGUUUUUACAUCUGUCUUAAAGUUCAAUAAAGUAUUAAGAUAAA